CGUUCGCAUCGCUUCUGGUUCGGGUCUCACCUCUCGCGAUCAAAGCAGUAGCGGGUUCAGUGGCUUGGCGAAGGAAAAAAAAGGAGGAAAAAAAAAUAGCAAGGCUGUGCAGCGAGGAGACGACUCGACUCCAACUGGGAGGCGAAAAAUAAAAAAGAGGAUAAGGCGAGGCCCGACCGGGCGGCCACCGCGCUCCCAGAUCCGCUCCGCUGCCGUGGAGAUCCAGCUCCCUUGCGCGCCUGAGCGUGGACGCCGGCGUCUCGCUCCCGGAUCCCGACCUUGGGGUUGCAGCUGCUUCAGAUCCAGCGUUACCAGAUCUGUGACCCGCUGGCGCCUGGGCACAUGACACCGACGGUUUUAAUGGAGUUUGGGCAGCAGAGGCCAAUGAAACGGGGAUACGAGGAAAUGGUCUUCAGGGCAGCCUCUUCCCGUGGUUAUGCAGAGACUGUUGGCGAGUCGGGAGUUGCAGCUGGUAGUCCUCUUCGUGUUGAUUCUGAGGACUCAUCUGUGCCAAAGCGCAAGUGCAUCAGCCUGAACAGCGUUGGCUUUGAUGUGAAGCGGGAGAUCUUGGUGCCCUCUAAGAUGUCGUCAUCUGAACGGCGGUACCUUCGAAAGAGAUUCCGGGCAGAGCUUGAUUCGGUGCGGGAUCUCCUCAAGAAGCCAGAGUUUGCAGCCCCUGUUCCUCUCAAUCGGGCACCUGCUUUGUCAUCCUCAGCUGCACCUCGAGCUAAGAAGCCACAGAAGUCUCAGCGUGGUGGGACCAAUGUUAUACGUGGUGCAAAGGGACGAUUCUUGCCUACAAAACCGCGGCCGGAGACUUCCACUGUGUUAUCUGAAGCUGCAGCGUUUAAGCAGUGUGAAGCUAUUUUGAAGAAGCUUAUGACUCAAAAGUAUAGUCAUAUAUUCAAUGUUCCAGUUGAUAUUGUGAAGCUGCAAAUUCCUGAUUAUUUUGACAUUGUGAAGACCCCAAUGGAUCUUGGUACUGUCAAGAAAAAGCUUGAAUCUGGUUCAUACACAAGUCCAUCAGAUUUUGCUGCUGAUGUCCGGCUGACCUUUAACAACGCUAUGGCUUAUAAUCCGCGGGGGCAUGCUGUGCACGACAUGGCCAUCCAGCUGAACAAGAUGUUUGAGAGUCGAUGGAGGCCAAUUGAGAAGAAAUUGGCUUCUGCUGCCACUGAGAAACAUGUUGAGGUUGACAGGGCUGACUCGAAGAGGAGGAAGACACCUCCUGUGGACCGCAGUGAUGUGUCAAUGGAGUGUGCACGACAGACAGAGCCAGAAACACCGAAGAUGACAGCUGAAGAGAGGGAAGCCUUUGGGAACUGCUUGGCAUCCAUAUCUGAUGAGUUACCUCCUCACAUAUUUGAACUGCUACAACAAUGCAUCGACAGCAAUGCAGAUUUGUCUGGGGAUGGAGAGAUAGAGAUUGACAUCCAUGCUGUCAGUGAUGACUUGUUAUUUGAGCUGAAGAAACAUGUUGACAAGUAUUUGCAAGAGAAAGAGCAGAGCCAGCAGGUGAAAUCUGAGCCCUCCGAGAAUGAAGCUGUGAAUGUAUCUGGCCUUAGCCACUCUUCUACAAAUCCUUGCAAAGGCGGCGAACCUAUCGAAGAGGAUGUGGACAUCUGUGGCAAUGCCUCACCUAUCAUGCUAGACAAAGAUGCACAAAUCAGGAAUAGCAAGUGUGGUAGUCCAAGUAGUUCCAGCAGCGACUCUGAAUCAUCUUCUAGCGAUUCUGAUUCAGGCAGUGACUCUGAAAGCGAAUCAGAAAAAGUUGGCAGCCCUGGAAAGCUUGCGAAGGGGACUAAGAAACCUGAUCAGCUGGUGGAGCAAGAAAAGAGUGAUGUUAUUAGUCCAGCUGAUGCCAACCGUCCUGCUGCUAUUGUGGGGCUUCAUGGGGAGGACAGUGAGUCAAAGCCUGCACCAGGGGGGGAAAACUCAGAACCCGAUACACAAGUCUCACCAGACAGGCUAUUGCGAGCAGCCCUUUUGAGGAGCCGUUAUGCUGAUGUGAUUGUCAAAGCUCGUGGCAUUCUUAGUCAGGGUGGAGACAAACAGGAGGAGCUGGAAAAGCUACAGAAGGAAGAGAAAGAGCGCUUGUUGGCUGAAGGUACUGCAGCCAUGGAGGCUUGUAGAGCCGAAGCUGAAGCUGAAAAGAAGCGUAAACGGAAUUUUGAGAGGGAGAAGGCUCGUCAGGCCCUACAGGAGAUGGAGAGAACUGUAGAAAUUAAUGAUAACCUCCAUCUCAAGGAUUUGGAAUUGCUUGGAACAGCCACAACAGAACAUAUUGUAAGCUCUGUUGAUGAGACUAGUCCAGAACGCUCUCAUGAUGGCAUGGCCGGCUAUCAUCCAGGAGCUGUCAAUCCUUUGGAGCAACUUGGACUGUUCAUAAAGGUAGACGAUGAGGAAGACGACGAGCAGUGUUCCCUGCAUUAAAGAAAGAAGAGAAAGGAGAAAUCAGCUGAUGGUGCUGUGUUUUUCCAUGCCCUGUCACGGGCUAGGGGCUGGUGCCAACCUAUUGAUCCAAAGUGAUCACCUGUUGCGGGCCAUCAUGUGUGGCAAUGGUUCUAAACUGGGGUGGUGAGAGCCGUCCAUUUUGUUAAAAAUAUGCAUGGGAAGGAUGAAGAUCAUCUUGCAUAGUCAUUUGCUUCCAGGAGGCGCACAGGAGGUGGAGUAAAAACGAACGUAUUUAUGGUGCCUAGAGGACGGUUUUUUCAGCCACUGCCAAAACGGCUUGAAUGACGCCACCGAAGUAGUGGAGUUCAAAUGGCUCAUUGUUUGCCGCAACCUCAAUUUCAAGCGGGUUUGUUCAGC
Messenger RNA from Zea mays, 2811 nucleotides. RefSeq lists its product as uncharacterized. Gene Ontology annotation, molecular function: protein binding. NCBI's taxonomy places the organism in Eukaryota, Viridiplantae, Streptophyta, Magnoliopsida, Poales, Poaceae. The coding region runs from base 343 to 2433 and encodes 696 amino acids. The transcript has 10 exons. The record is from RefSeq and is marked validated.